Pocillopora meandrina is the source of this 3252-nucleotide messenger RNA. NCBI's taxonomy places the organism in Eukaryota, Metazoa, Cnidaria, Anthozoa, Scleractinia, Pocilloporidae. The record is from the annotation of a GenBank genome assembly.
AUGAUAGCUUUCAUGACCAUCGCUUUACUUGUUUCCCUGUUCUUGCGCAACUCAAAUCGCAUUCAGAAAGCCAUUGAGAUAUGCAGGGAAUGUUUGAUUUUGCUAAAUAGCACCGAUCAAAACAGCAAAGACAUCUUUAUAGUUGUUUUCGGCAAGGUGCUGUUUAUCUUAUACAUAAAGUCUGGAAUUAUGCUUAAAACACUUGGCGAAAACCUAAAGGCGAAGGAAUAUUUUGAGAGGGCCCUUGCUAUAGCUACCGAAAUUGGCGACAGAAGAGGAGAAGCAUCAUCUUAUGGAAACCUAGGUACUGUGUUUUUGUCGCUCGGACAAUACGCCAAGGCUAGAGAGUAUCUCCAAAAGGCGCUUGUCAUCAGAACUGAAAUUGGUGACAGAAAAGGAGAGGCAACUGACUACGGUAACCUUGGUACUGUGUUUAUGUUGCUCGGCCAAUACAACAAGGCUCAAGAGUAUCUCCAAAAGGCGCUUGUCAUCAGAACUGAAAUUGGUGACAGAGAAGGAGAGGCAACUGACUACGGAAAUCUUGGUUAUUUGUUUCAGUCGCUCGGGCAAUACGACAAAGCUGAAGAGUAUCUCCAAAGAGCGCUUGUCAUCAAAACUGAAACUGGCGACAGAAAUGGGAAAGGAGCAUGUUAUGGAAACCUAGGUACUGUGUUUCAGUCGCUCGGACAAUACGCCAAGGCUAGAGAGUAUCUCCAAAAGGCGCUUGUCAUCAGAACUGAAAUUGGUGACAGAAAAGGAGAGGCAACUGACUACAGUAACCUUGGUAUUGUGUUUAAGUCGCUCGGCCAAUACGACAAGGCUCAAGAGUAUCUCCAAAAGGCGCUUGUCAUCAGAACUGAAAUUGGUGACAGAAAAGGAGAGGCAACUGACUACGGAAAUCUUGGUUAUUUGUUUCAGUCGCUCGGGCAAUACGACAAAGCUGAAGAGUAUCUCCAAAGAGCGCUUGUCAUCAGAACUGAAAUUGGUGACAGAAAAGGAGAGGCAACUGACUACGGUAACCUUGGUACUGUGUUUAUGUCGCUCGGACAAUACGCCAAGGCUAGAGAGUAUCUCCAAAAGGCGCUUCUCAUCAGAACUGAAAUUGGUGACAGAAAAGGAGAGGCAACUGACUACGGUAACCUUGGUACUGUGUUUAUGUCGCUCGGCCAAUACGACAAGGCUCAAGAGUAUCUUCAAAAGGCGCUUGUCAUCAAAACUGAAAUUGGCGACAGAAAUGGGAAAGCAACAUGUUAUGGAAGCCUAGGUACUGUGUUUCUGUCGCUUGGACAAUACGCCAAGGCUAGAGAGUAUCUCCAAAAGGCGCUUGUCAUCACAACUGAAAUUGGUGACAGAGAAGGAGAGGCAACUGACUACGGAAAUCUUGGUAAUUUGUUUCAGUUGCUCGGGCAAUACGACAAAGCUGAAGAGUAUCUCCAAAGAGCGCUUGUCAUCAAAACUGAAAUUGGCGACAGAAAUGGGAAAGCAACAUGUUAUGGAAGCCUAGGUGCUGUGUUUCUGUCGCUUGGACAAUACGCCAAGGCUAGAGAGUAUCUCCAAAAGGCGCUUGUCAUCAGAACUGAAAUUGGUGACAGAAAAGGAGAGGCAACUGACUACAGUAACCUUGGUAUUGUGUUUAUGUCGCUCGGCCAAUACGACAAGGCUCAAGAGUAUCUCCAAAAGGCGCUUGUCAUCAAAACUGAAAUUGGCGACAGAAAAGGGAAAGCAACAUGCUAUGGAAACCUAAGUGGUGUGUUUCAGUUGCUCGGACAAUACGCCAAGGCUAGAGAGUAUCUCCAAAAGGCGCUUGUCAUCAGAACUGAAAUUGGCGACAGAAAAGGGAAAGCAUCAUGUUAUGGAAACCUAGGUACUGUGUUUCAGUCGCUCGGGCAAUACGACAAGGCUAAAGAGUAUCUCCAAAAAGCACUCGUCAUCAGAACUGAAAUUGGUGAUAAAGAAGGGAAAGUAAAAGAUCUUGCAAACUUUGGAUGUGUGUGUGGAGCUAUAGGAGAUUAUGAAGCCUCAGAAGUAUGCUUAGAGAAAGCUUUAUCGAUGUCCAGAGAUAUUGGAGAUAGAAGAGGAGAGUUCGAAAUCCUUCAACAUUACGCCAUUUUGUAUUUGUCGCAAGAUAAAAAAGAAGAAUCCCGUUCGUGUCUUUAUCUCUGCAUUGAAAAGUAUGAGGAGCUGAGAUAUUUCUUAGGCGCCAAUGAUCAGUUCAAAACAUCAUUUCUGGAGCACUCAGGAAUAUUUCCCUACAAGCUGCUUUGUAGUUUGCUUUGUGACACCGGAAAUGCUCGGGAUGCUCUUUAUGUUGAGGAGUUGGGUCGAGCUAGAGGCCUAUCAGACUUAAUGGUAGAGAAGUACUCGGUUGGAACGCACAUCUCUGCUGAUCCGCAAUCUUGGUUUGGCCUUGAGAACAUUUUUAAAAAGAAAAAUAACUGUAGUUGUCUGUACAUUUCGUAUUUUGACAGUGAUCUGCGUUUGUGGAUCUUAAAGAAAAGUGGAGUCGUUCACUAUAGAAGAAUAUCAGUAGAAGAGAAUCUAGUUCAGGCUGGGUUGCCCAAAGAUUUGCGUUUGAGUCAAUUUUUGUAUGGUAAUUUCCGGAGUCUUGGUAUUUUGCCCACUAAAGAUUGUGAAGAUCGGUCUUUAAAUAUGGUUAAAUUGCAACCUCUCUCCCCCGCACAGAAGAGCUCAGCAAGAUUGCGACUCGUCGAGGAGGACGAGGACGAGGAUGAGGACGAGAAAGUGAUUUCAGCUCUAUUUUUGUGUUACAAAAUGUUUAUUGCUCCCGUUUAUGAUUUGCUUGAGGAGCCUGAAGUCGUUAUCGUUCCUGACCGCAGUUUGUACAAAGUUCCCUUUGCUGCACUGAGUGAAAAGGAGGGAGCCCAAUACCUCUCGGAGACUCAUAGAAUCCGUGUCAUUCCUUCUUUGACAACACUCAAGAUUAUUCAAGAUAGCCCAGAGGACUAUCACAGCAACACUGGUGCCUUGAUAAUAGGCAACCCUAAGGUUAAUUGGCUGCCACCAUUGCCAAGUGCAAGAAAGGAAGCGGAGAUGGUCGGACGACUGGUGGGUGUUCUGCCUCUGGUAGGAGAAGAAGCAACGAAGCAGGCGGUGCUUGAGCGGAUAAGUUCAGUGAGCCUGAUUCAUUUUGCUGCCCAUGGUGACGCCGAAAGGGGAGAAAUUGCCCUCUCCCCAUCCCUAGUACUUCCAACAGGCGAAACGCUAUCUUACCACAUGAAGAUUACAUGUUGA